Rhodotorula graminis WP1 is the source of this 867-nucleotide messenger RNA. RefSeq lists its product as uncharacterized. Gene Ontology annotation, biological process: regulation of transcription by RNA polymerase II. The transcript is spliced from 3 exons. Gene Ontology annotation, molecular function: transcription coactivator activity. Lineage: Eukaryota; Fungi; Basidiomycota; Microbotryomycetes; Sporidiobolales; Sporidiobolaceae. The record is from RefSeq and is a predicted model, not a curated record. Bases 73 to 867 code for a protein of 264 amino acids. Gene Ontology annotation, cellular component: core mediator complex; mediator complex.
GUUCAUCGAUACUCGCCCCGAGCUGCUCGCCGCACCCGCCAGAGCUCCCUCAGCACCUCUAUCCAUCACGCCAUGGCCGCCUCCGCCGCCCCGCCGCCCGUCAACCUCGGCCACCUGCAAUGGCGCUCGCCCGAAUACCUCCUUACGACCGGCGGCGCCCUCCAGACGGCCGAGCAGGCGCUCGACUACUUCAGCUACAGCCCCUUCUUCGACAAGCGCAGCAACAACGCGACCCUGCGCAUGCAGAUGAUGUUUGCCAACGGCGGCAUGCACGGCGUCGACGAGGAGCGGGAGCUCAGGCGCCUCACUGGCCUCGAGUUCGCGGUCUCGCCCCUCUCGCGCCCGCAAGACGACCUCUUCAUCAUCGUCAAGCGCCAGCGCUCGUCACCGGACGACGCGACCGUCCUCGGCGCCUUCUACAUCCUCAACGGCAACGUGUACCAGGCCCCGAGCUUGUUCGAGGUCGUCAACGAGCGCGUGCUCACGUCGAUUCACGCCCUGUCGACCUCUUUCUCGGCCCUCACGGCCCUCAAGCCCGCCUGGACGCCACAGCGCGGCGGCGCGUGGGAGAUCAAGCCCCCUCCCGCCGCCGUCGCCUCGCUCGCCGACGCGUCCGCCGCCGCCACCACCACCGACGAGCCCGUGCCACCUGUUGAAGGCGCCGAGGCGCAAUCGCUCGUCGAGGGCGAGCUCGAUGCCGCCGCCGAGGACAAGGUCAACGGCGUCGUCGCGCCCAAGGCGGCCACGGCCGACGUCGAGCGGCCCGGCGACGCGUUCAACCCGCUCUUGUUUCGGGCGCUGCAGGCGACGGCGGCAAGGACGACGAUGGAGGCGAUGCAGGACGGGCAGGGAGCGCAGGGAGCGUGA